CAUCGCUGUGCGCUGCCGGGUCCGACAGCAGAAGCGCGGAGACGCGGCGUGAUGCGGAGCGGAGGAAUCAGGUGGGGACGGGAGGGCCCUGAAAGGAGGUUUGCAGAGGUUUAAACACUCGUUUGCCCGUUGGUUUUUAAUGCUGUUGGCUGUAUCUGGGGCCCACGUGUGCCCCAAAGCAGCACCGAAUCCGGGUGGCACAGCAGAGCUGGUGAUGCCACUCUGGGAUGUGGCAUCGUUGUAAGAGUCCUUAGAGACAAAACCAGGCACCUGCCUGCUGCACAGGGGGCUGCCAGUUGUCCCAUGUCCCCACCGCAGCAGUGAUGGGGGGAAACAAACUCUUUGUGUUUCAUUUCUACAUCUCAUUGUGUUUGGUUUGUUGGCUUGUGUGUUUUAAUAGCAGCAGAUCAGAGGCACCUGCAGCACCGGGCUGCUCUCACGUUGCAUGGCUGCAAAUUUGGGGUGGGUGGGAGCACCCAGCAGCUUGGAGCACCCUGAGCUGGAUGCAGGAGCUGGCUCAGCUUACUAGGACAUGUAGCCAGGGACAUGCAGGCACAGGAACUGGGGGUCCCCGGGUUGGGAGCACCCCUGGGUGCACAGGGAGAGUUCAGUGGGUGCAGAGCAGGGCUGGCGGUGGCUGCACUGGGUGCCCUCCCAUGGUGCAGCCGUGAAUCACAGCUCAGUGCUCCGCAGCUCCCUGUUCUCUCAAUGGGAUCCCCUGGCUGUGUUUGGGGCUGCCUGGCAAUGGCAGCAUCCUCUCCUGGAGCAUCCCAUGAGGCCGAGAUGUGGCUGACGGGGGAUGCUGCAGGGUGGAUGGAUGGCCCAGGCAUGUGGCUCAGGGAUGGUGUGUUUCACUGCUGUGUUUUUUCCCCUGGUGCUGCAGGCACUUUCCAUGCUGCUCCAAGCUAAAGCAUGUGUGCACAGCCCUGCUGCCAGGAGCCGACCUCUCACUAAGAGCAGGGACAGCUCUGGUGGGGAGGUCAGGAUCAGGACGCUGUGUGCCCUCUGCCAUGCCAUUGGCAUCCCCAAAAGAUGCUGCAGGGAUGCAGCUCUGGGGCUGGCUGAUGUCCUGAUCUGGACGAGCAUCAUGCUCCAGCCCCUUUAUUUGCAGAUCAGACCAAAGGAAUCCCCUCCAGCACAGCUCUUCCAGUGAUUUGGCCCAUUUGGAGCAGUCUUUCCUCACUGAAGUUGGAAGAAUGGAAAAGAAACACAAGCUGGAUCCUGCUGGUGCCACAGGGAUGCUCUUAUGGGAAGGAGCAUCCCCAGCAUGGGAAGGAGCCAGCCCCUCCACUGCUGCCUCAGGAAGGGAAAUGCCACGAGCAGUUUUGCUCCCUUCACUUCUUUGUCACGAAAGCCCAAACUUUGUAACUCCGCAUCCAAAGAGCUAAAUUGAAACAGUCGUUUGCCACCGCGUUGUUCUCAAAUGAUGACAAAAAAGCAUUUCCUCCCACAGCUGUUCAAAGACCAGCCCUGUCAGCCCCCUGACAAGGAAUGUCGGUGCCAUCAAUGCUGCUUUUCGUGACGUGUUUUGAUUCGGAUGGAAUCACAUCUUUUUCCAAGCAGAAAAAGGUUUCCUUUGAACGUUGGCCAGGCUGAGCUUGCAGGGUCUGGGAGGCUGUGGGGACGUGCAGUGCUGAGACCACAGCUAUGAGUUCUCCUGGGUGAUGCCACUGAGUCGCCCCGGAGCAGAGUUUGCCAUAAUGGAGCUAUGGAAAGCCCUUGAUUUCACCUUGGCUGCUCUUCCAGGCAAUGUUGGUUGAGUGAAGAGGUCUGUGAACUUAUCUCGUGUCCUUCCCAGGGAGGAAAAAUGCAUCCCAGGAGGAACCAAGCAAAUGGCAGUUCUUAAAGCAAGCAAUCAGUCCCACUGCAGGGCUGGGAGCAGCUCUGUGGUCACAUCCCAUGGCUGAGAGCUGCUCUCGCCCACCUCUGUGCCUUCCUCCAGCAGCAGAGCUGCAAAAGCACCAAGUGCUCAGAUUGUGACCAGGCAGCAGCUUCUGUGCUGCUUCUGGUGGUUUCUUUUUGCUGUUAAUGAUGUUGUUGUUGGCUGUGGCUGGUCAGGGAGCACACAGUGCAUUUAUUGCGGUGGUUGUUGCUCUCUGAUCCUCUACUUUAAAGAGCUGAUGGGCUGAGGAACCCCUGGAUGGGGCAGAGCCCCCACUCCUAUUUGGGGUUGUGGUCCCUGCAUCCCUGUGAUGCCGUGGCACUGCGGUUCCCAAGUGGCAGCAGCCAUGGGAUGCUCCCAGAUGAGACAUUUCAUUGUUCCUUGGGAUUUUCCUUCUCUGUUGCCUUGCAUGUGGCAGAACAGAUGAUCAUCAUGCCCAUGCAUAGGGCAGGGGACCAAAGCAGGUAACAUGGGGACAAACCAAUGCACACACACCCCUUGGGGCAGGCGCUCUGUCCUGUCCCUCUGGGCUGUCCCCUAUAGGACAGCUUGCCUGUGGUUUUGCAGGGCAGCUGCUGUCUUCGUUAAGUGGUGCUGGCUUAUUAAGGCUGCAUUUUUGAGGCUUAGCAGCUCUAUGGAGCCAUCUGGGAAGGACAGUGCCAGCAGUGGAGCAGCAGGAGGAGGCAAGAGGCAUUCAAUGCUUGCACUGAGGGCAAAGCUUUGUGCUUAUGGAAGCUGCUCAGAUCCUCCUUACCCCUAUGGAAAGCCCUGACCUUCCCCAUUGUCUACAACCCUCAUCGUCUCCCAGCUUUGAACCUUCUCCAAACCAACCUUCUGGAGCUGCUGAAAUGGAGUUUGAAGGGCAUCUCAGUGGGCAGGAAGGACUCAGAACUUUUAGAGAGUGUCCAAAGGAGGGCAACAAGAUGGCAAAGGGUUCAGAGAGCAUGAGGAACAGCUGAGGUCCCUCGGUUUGUUUGGCCUAGAGAAGAGGAAACAGGGAGUACUCAUGGUGGCCUUACAGCUCCAUCACAGCCUUCAGCUCCUCCUGGUGACCCUACAACUCCCUUAUGGCCUACAGCUCCAUCAUGGUAGCCUUCCAUCUCCUCGUGGUGGCCCUAGAGCUCCCUUUCACCCUACAGCUCCAUCAUCAGUUCCUCAUGGUGGCCCUACAGCUCCUCAUGGUGACCCUACAGCUCCCUUAUGCCCUACAGCUCCUCAUGGCAGCUGUAUUCCCAGCUCCAUUCCCAACACUCCGCCGUCUCAGGAGGAAUUCCUCAUUCGGCCGCUGUGGAGCAACGCUAAAUGCUUCAAUAUGUCGGCAGCUGCUGCUGGAGUCGGAUGGUAAAUGCUAAUGUGAUAUUAUCCCGUGCACUGUCCAAAACCCACUGGAAGGGUUUAGUGCAAAUUGGAUUUGCAAACCUCUAUCGGGUCUCCCUGCCUUCAGCAAAGCGCUGUAAUCCCCUGCGGGCGCCUUGACAAACCAGCUCCUUCUGUGCAAAAACAGCAGAUAUGGGGGAAAAAAAGAGCAGCCAGAUGGAGGGAUGCCCCAGUGCUGGGCUGGACGUGGCAUUGCUUGCUGUAUUGCUUUUAGGACCACAUUCCGGUCCUGCUGGGUCCCACAGUGACUUCCUCAGUGCAGGAGGAGGUUCUGCGGAUACCAGUGGUGUCGAAAUUGGCCCAGAGAAAAACACAUCUGGGGCCCGGGCUCAGCCCUGCUGCCAAAAUGUAAGCUUUUAACCCUAUUUCCCCAGGCACUGGGGUUGUUCAAACAAGCCACAGCAAUUAGUUUCCUUCAGCAAACCACCUCAUUCUGGCAUCGUGCGGUUAUUUAGCAUUGGAGGGGUUGGUUCGUUGCUCCAAAAGAGCUGUCGUUCAGAGCAGGUUUUGGCAGGAGUGGGAAAUUUGGGGCUAGAGAAGCUCCAUUUGUCAGCACCCAUGGGUGUCUGGGCUGUCUUACGUGUGGCUUUUUGGCUCACGUUAGCAUUGAUUUCCUCUUUGCCUCCAUGUUCCAUCUUGGUGUUGGACAUAAAGAUUCCGGGGAGAGUCCUCCGGUGUUGACAGGAGUGCUUCCAUGCUCUAUUUUCUUUUCCUGCCCAUCAAAGGGCCAUUUCUGUGCAGUGCUUUGCUCUCGUGUUGUGUUUCACAUCCUUGGUUUACUACCACCUCAAAGUGAUUUUGCAUUCGCGCUCUCUGCUCUGGCUGAUGCUGAGCAAUGAAAUCACAAAACAUUUCCCUGCAUUUUUACCUCUCCGUUCCCAUCUCUUAGCACAAAAGGUGGCUUCUGAUGCUGGUUAAACCCAUUGAAUCAGUGGAUAAAGGUCAUUGAAGGGACUGCCCAUUGGGAGAGGUAGUAGUAGGGACAAGGGAUGCAGCCACAUCACCCUGACCCUGCUGGUCCUCUCCCUGCAUCCCCAUGGAGUGGGCAGUGGAGCACGAGGGGCUGUGGGAGGAAUGAGGGAAAGUGGGGCUGCAGGGAGAGCAUUGCAGCUCCUCGCCUUGGGCUGAUUUUCACUUUGGGAAAGCAGAUCCAUGCGGAGCGCGGGGUUCUGGUUUUACUUAGAGAACAUGGGGAGAGCUGGGGAGGAGCAAGGGAGCAGUAACAGCACGGCUCUGUGGGCACCGAGGUGCCCCAAACCCACAUGUGCUUUGUGCACGGUGCUGCUGCCUUGAUGUGCCCAGCUGCUGUCUGCCACGGGGCUGCUGGCACAGAGCAGCCCUGAAAUACAGCUGGAGUUGGGGACCUUUCUUUCUCUCCUCUCUGCAUCCACUUAAUGCUAAUUCAUUAAGCCCUCAGAUUGGGGCUCGGGGCAUGUUUCCUUUCAGUGCACCCCAUUUCAGGCUGUGUUGCCACUUUGAGGCUGUUCUGACCCCGCAGCAUUGGCAUUCCCACUGCAGCCCUUCUCAGCACAGCAUCCACCCUACAGCACUCGGACACAGCGAUGCCAUUUGGGGGCUGCGCUUCCAGAUGGGAUCUCACCAACUUGGGGCCAUUUGGGGAACAUUCUGUCCAAGCACCACACUGUCCCCAUCCUCACCAGUGGUGCUGGGACCCCUGGGAGCUGCUUGAUCCAUUGACUUCUCCAGGAGCCUGGAAGAACCGCAGCCCCAGAGCUGCUCCACCGCAGCACAGAGCCGGGAUGGAAAUUGUUUAAUUCCUACAGGGUGAGUCAUGAGGAGCCGGGAUUUCAAAGCAGCUUGGCUCCCAUGUAAGGCACUAAAAUAAACAGUGUGGCAGGUGGAAGCUCUCUCUGAUGUCCCGUCAAGGCCUUGAUCUUUCCAAGUGUUUCGUGUUGCCAAAAACCUCGGCCACUCCGUGGCCUCAUCCAUUCUCGCGCCGUGGCCGAGGCCGAGAGCUUGAAAAUAAUGAAUCAAUGCCCGGAAGCAUGAAUCGACUGAAAAUUUAUGACAUACUUACAAUAUAAUGUCUUUUGGGCGCCCUGGCUUCUAGGCUUCAAAGCACGAGGACGGAACGUUCGCACGUCUCUUCUUCCCCCUCCCUCCGCCAUAGAGAAGGGUUUAGGGUAAAAAAUGAAGCUCGGCUUCUCCCCUUGCCUUGUUCCAUUGGGAGCUGAGCUGUUGAGCAGCCUGAAGGAUGACACGAGUCGGCUUUACAGCUGGAAAUGGUCGUGGAUGAGAAAACCUGAGAGCGUGAGAAGUGGAUGAAGCCCACACGGUCACGAAUACAACGCAGCCUGCGGGCGCUGGUGAGUCCAUGGGAUGGGAAUGCUGCACCCCCACUGAGCAGAGAAAGGCAUGAGAAAUUCCAGAAGAAAUCUCCAGCUAGAAGCCAAGCUCCAUUGCUUCUACAUUUUGCAGAGCAAUGGGGGCAGGGAUGAAAUGGAGAAGCACACACGGAACCAAGGGAUGGACUUAAUGCUUUGGGCUGAGAUGGGAGCUGGGCAGAGCGCUGACCCCAGCGACGGGCAGAGGGGAGCCAAGAUCAUGAACCUCAGCUGUGCUGCUGGCCAUUAUUUUUAGUGAGAUUUCCAGUUCUUCAGGAUGCGGAGCCUCCUGGGGAGGACCACGGGGAGGAUGCAGAGAAGUGUGGGCUCGGUUUGGUGCUUCUGCAGAGCGGGGAUGCUGGGAAGGGUUUCCUCCUGCAGGAUCAAGUUUCUCGCUUGGCAGCAGGCACAGUGCGGCUGGAUGUGUACCAUUGCAUUGAUGGAUUAUCAGGAGAAUUCGGGAGAGCUCAGUGCUUUCAGGCUGUUCUCCAGAAGAAAAUCCAAGUGCAGCCUUUGGCCUUUUGUUGAGCCCAGGAGGAGCAGCAGCAGUGUAACCAAGAUGGGAUCUCACGGAGGGCUGGGAAGAGCCUGGUGCUCCCUGUGCCAGUGGGAGUGCUGUGAUACCCAACCCAGCAGAUGCCGAUCCCAUGGGCAGCUUAGGGGGCACUGACUUCUGCUUUCCCCACAGAUUGGCAGGUGGGGUCUGGGGCUUUUUAGAAUGAGAUAAACCAAAGGCAAGCUUGGAAUCACACUGAAACAGGUUUCCCAAGGAGGCUGUGGAUGCCCCAUCCCUGCAGGCAUUCAAGGCCAGGCUGGAUGUGGCUCUGGGCAGCCUGGGCUGCUGGUUGGCAACCCUGCACAUUGCAGGGGGUUGAAACUGGAUGAGAAUUGUGGUCCUUUUCAACCCAGGCCAUCCUAUGAUUCUAUGCUUCUAUGAAUCAUUUUUGUUUCUGACUGUUUUGUAUGCUGGAGCCAGAGUUCCAUCCAGCUUUUGGAAAGGUCACCAGCGAGCGGGUGGGGGCCACAAUUGUUGGCUGCCCAGAGAGGAGCAUUUGUACGGGAUGUGUGAGGCUGAACCCGCCCUGCUGAAAUGUUAUGGGCUCAGAAUGAGCCAAAAGCCCUUCCCUGGGGUUGGCCACGCCGUGCUGUGUGUCCUGCCCAUCUCCAACCCUACAGCACCGCAUCUAAAUCCUCAACGCCAUCCCCCAUUGCUUCGCCACACCUCUCUGAUGCCCACGAGCGUUUCCAGCAUGCAUUCCCCUUCCUCUCCCCAUUGCUCUCAGCCUGGAAUCCCUCAAUUAACCAUGGGGCAAACCCCCUCGAUGCCCCCCAGUGACCCUCCCCACCACAGCUCAUUGGGGCACCAUCCACCCUAUGAGCACUCAGCCCAACGCCGGCACCACGGCGCUCUGUGUGUGUCGUCCCGGCGCUGCCUCCCGGUACCACGAAGGGAUUUCAUGAUCUUACCUCCUUAUAUGGCCAAACUAUUCUUUUUCUAUCUUGGCAUUGUUUAUAGCCCAGUUGAAAAUAUUUAGGCUCUGGCUGGGUUCUACAAUUAUCUUGUAACCUACGGGGCGUAUAAUUACUGCUAGUUAACGCGUAAUUAGCUGCAUCCUGUAAAAUAAAGUGUUACCAGCAACGAGGCAGCACUUGCACAGCUCCCAGGGUUGUUUUCUGCAAUAACAGUAAAAGUGAAUCUGUCAAAUUCCAUUUUAAAAUAAACACUUUUUUUUUUUUUCAGUCCUCCAGUAUAUUCUAUUUGGCAAAUAUUGCUAAACCAGGUUAUGUUUUGUUGUGUUUUGUGUUUUUUUUCUUCCCCUUCUCUCUCCUCCCCCCCAAAAAAACUCCAACACCCUGUGGAAAAUUUAUUUAAGAAGGAGAAAUGUUUGGAGUUUGCAAGGAGCUGAGAUGAGAAAAAGGGGAUGGGAGGUGACUGCGAGUCAGCGCCGCUCUCCGAAGGCUGGCGGUGAUGGGGGUUUAAUGGCUGCACCCAUCAGCUCCCACCGGGUCCAACCUCCUCUGGAUGGACAGAUCCCAGCACUGUCAGUUUGUAGAGACAUGUUCAACGGAAGCCGGACAUACAGCCCCUUGCCUUCCUCGCCAGCCUCACGGGCAUCCUCCUCCUCCUCCUCCUCUUCCUCGCUGCCGGUGGCUCCACGGAGACCCCCCCGGGCCCUGCCACGCCACAGCUCUCUGCUCGCCCAGUACAGCAGCCUGCUGGAGAGCUACACGGAAGGGGAGAUCCGGCAGCUCAUCUCGGCUCUAGUGGAGCGCUACAGCCAGGCCAUGAACUCGGGUGGCCACGAGCUGCCCCUCUUCCCCAAAGCGGGCAACCGCAUGAAGCGGGCACGCGCCCGCCAUAAACCCUGUGCCCUGAAGGAGCUGGAGGUGAGCGUCAGUGAGUUGGGCCUGGGCUAUGAGUCAGAUGAAACCGUGCUAUUCCGAUACUGCAGCGGCACCUGCGACACGGCCGUCAGGAACUACGACCUCUCAUUGAAGAGCGUGCGCAGCAGGAAGAAGAUCAGGAAGGAGAAGGUGCGUGCACGGCCCUGCUGCAGACCGCUGGCCUAUGAUGAUGAUGUCUCCUUCUUGGAUGCCUACAACCGCUACUACACCGUCAAUGAGCUGUCGGCCAAAGAGUGUGGCUGUGUGUGAAAGGGCCAGGUUGGGGGGUGGCCCAAUGGGGCCGAAGCUUGUGGAGGGGAUGGGGAUGGACCCCGCACCGCUGCACGCCCCAUGGACCUCCCAUGUCCAGUUGGAGGAGGAGAGAUGACCCAUGGACCUACCAUGUCCAUUUGGGAAGAGGAAAGUUGCCCCAUGGACCCUCCAUGUCCAUUGGGAGGAGGAGAAAUGCCCCACAGACCCCCCCAGGUCCACUGGGACCCUCCAUGUCCAUGGGGGAGGAAGAGAGAUGCCCCAUAGACCCUCCAUGACCAUUGGGAGGAGGAGAGAUGUCCCACAGACCCUCCACGUCUUGUGGGAGGCAAAGUGAUGCUCCAUGGACCCCCCAUGUCCACUGGGACCCUCUUUGUCCAUGGAGGAGAAGAAGAGAUGCCCCAUGGACCCCCCCCCCCCCAUGUCCAGUGGGAGGAGGAGAGACUGCAACAGUCGUGUGGCCCCGAGCGCUGCUCCCUGCCCACGUGUGUGCGCUGUGACUGUGGGGCUGCAGAGGAAGGUGUAAGUGUGAGUGUUGUCCCACUGAGGGGGUUCCCAUCAGCCGACCCUCUGGUUGGGUGUGCGACUCAGGCACAGGGCUCAGGGUGUGACACAUGUGGGGUGUUGUGCACAGAUGUUGUCCGUGUCAUUGUGCACUGGGUGCUGUCACACAGAUAUGUCACCUGCUGAGGGGUUGUGAGCUGCACGGUUGAGGUGACAGGGAUGUGUGUGCAGGAUCUAAUGUGUGCAGUGUGUCUGUAGGGCACCUGGUGUUAUGGGGUGUUGUGGGCAUACGGGGUGUUGGAUGGCUACAGGUGUCCCAAGUGGGGCUGACAUCUCCUGUUUUCACUGUGUCUGUGCUGGGGUCCCUGUGCUGUGCCCCAAAGCCCCACAUUAGGUGCAGAGCUGCAUGCACACCAUGGAAAAGCUCCAUCUCUGCUCCCCACACCCCAUCCCCUCACUCCCUGCAGCUGCCGCUUUGUAGGAUCAUUUGCAGUAACUGGAUUAACCCCACAGCCCCUCCGCCUGCAGCCGGGCUGGAGAUGUGCCACUGCUAUGGAGGUGACACAGAGCCACAGAGUCACCAGCACGGCCGGGCUGCAGCAGGUGAGGAUCCCCCAAAACCAGCCCAGCUCUGUCCUAAGGAUGUGUGGGAUUCCCAAUGGGGCAGCACAGCUCGGAGCGCAUGCAGGACAGGGCUCAGGCCUGGGCUUUGGAUCCACUCUGCAUUUACAGCAGUGUCACUCUUGUUUACUCUGCGGAGAAAUAAAUGAGACCGCAGACUUUUGCGUUCUCUGGGCAGGCUAAAUUUGUUGCCUGGGAUUGAUGGGUUUUCUCCCCUUGGCCCUCUUCCCAGAAAAAGCAAAUCAUAAACAGAAGGAGAAUAUUGGUGUCAUGUCCUGGGCACGGAGGGAGAAAGCUCCGAUGGCAGGGCUCUGCUGGGGGACCUCUGUGCCAUAAUGUGUCCGUGACCAUCGGGGAUGUGGGCAGGAUUUUGGGGUGGAGGUGACAAAGGUGACCCCAAAAGAAGCAGCUGCAGAAGGAUCCGUGCUUGUGACCUGCGCUGUGCCCACAGCUCCCUCCCACCCUCAAAUAAAGCAACACAACGCACCCAAAUCUAAUAAUAAUAACUGCGCUCUGAAGGGCUUGGGCUGCCUUCCAGUUCUCACUACUAUAAAACUAAAAUUAGUUGUGUUGCAGAAGCCUCCAGUUAAACAAAAAAGAAAAAAAAACAAAAAAGAAAAAAAAAAAAAAAAAAAACAAAACCAACCAACCGAAACCCAAAGGCCCUACAGCACAGGAAGGUGCUGCGGAGCAGUGCAGCAGGGUUAGCACCGAGCUCCCCGUGUCACCGGGAGUGCAGAGGUGACGCUGAGGUUUUGCAGCUGUUGUGUUGCUCCUGGUGUCGGGUUUUGGAGAUGUGUUGGAGAUACCCAUUGGUUUCAGGGCUUGUAGGGCUGAGGUCAGCAGCAGCUUUGCACCCUCGUGCUGCUGAACUUGUGGUGCACUUUGCAACCCCAAAAGCACCCCAAAGCAUUGGGAAACCCCCGGUGCGAAGCGUGCUGUGAAGCAAUGCGGAUGGCUGCAACGCCUCUUCUUUAUUUCUCCCCCCCCUUUCCUUUUUCACCCCGCUCAGAGGUGCGGGGGAAGCGGCUGACGUUGGCGGCGUGCGAUGGUUUGGGGAGUGCAUCUGGGCUGCAGCUGCACUGUGCAGCCACACAACACCCGGGGGACGAGCGGGGCCGCCGCGGCCAUCGCCAGACCGUGGCUUUUGCUUGCGUGUCGCUUCCGUGCGUGUCACUCAGGGCUGUCCUCUUGGGGACACGUGUGUCCUCCAGCUCCGGGAGCAUCGCCCCGUCCCGCACCGCCUGCGCAGGGAAAUGUGGUUCCAAUAGAACCGCCGCUCUUUCCCUUAAUGCUUUCCAUUUCUUCAGCCGUCUCCACUGUAAUAGGAGCUGGAGCUGUCCGGAAGAAUGUCUACAAUGCAGAAAAGGCAAAAGGAUGGAAAAUUCCCCGUUCAAAGCUACGGCGCAAUCUCAUCUGGCUCUCUUCCUCAUCACCCCAUGCGUUACUGAUUGCUAAUAGCGGUGUGCAACAUCUGUCGGGCUGCGUUUUGGGCAUUUUUGGGGUGUCUUCAACCCUGCAGCUUGCCCAUCACCCAAAGCAGGAGGGCUGGAAAGGACGACGAGAUGUUUAGAACUAUUCCAGUGGUUGUGACAGUGCAAAAUAUGAGUGUUAUGUUAUCCCGACUCUCCGAUAAUGAAUUAUGGGACGUUUCAUUGUGUUUUACUAUACACAUCCCCAUAUGGCCGUGCCGUGUUUGGGUAACUCUGGCUCUGGCUCUGGUUCGGCUCCGCCUGUCACUUGCAUCAGUCGGGAUCCCAUUUGCCAACAUGGGUGCACUCCCGAUUUGGUAUCAGUGAGGGGGAACAGGCCUAACAUCAUUGUUUCCACUCGGUGAAAGCACUGGCAAACGUUGCACCCUUUAUUUAAACAGGUCCAGAAAAGUGCUGGGAAGAAAUCGUUUCUCCCAGCUUAUCAAGACAAAUGGUCUUUCAGCGGUAUUCGAGACCUCGGCCGCCAUCUCUUCAUAAAUUGGGCUACCACGUGGUUUUGUUCUUGGUUACACAAGGCAGAACCUCUGAGUUGAGGCCCAAGAGGAAACAAAGAAAGAGAAAAAAAGGGGAAAAAGGGAAAAAAAGGAGAGGUUUGGUAGCCAUAGGCAGGAGAAGGGUGAGAAUGGGAAGAGGCAGCCCCGCAUCCCCACAUCCCCAUGUCCCCACAUCACCACUCAAUGCCAUUGGCGCAACCCCAUUUCCCUUCUGGUAUUGUCGGCUCUGUCCGACCAUCUGCAGAAGUUGAUGCAAUGCAUCUAUAUUUUAGAUACUCCUUAUUUAUUCGAAGUAACUUAUGUUAUUUAUUUAGAUACCAUAGUGUGCCAUCUAUGUAACGCGUUCUUCCUCUCUCUCUCUUUCUUUCCUUUUUUGUUUUUUAAGAUUUUAUUUAUUGAUCCAAAUGGUGCCAAGUGCAGUUUACAUUUAUUACAUUUUUACCAUUUAUUCUAAACAAUGGGGAGGGAAAAAAUAAAAAUGCAGUAUGAUAUUAUUUUUUUUAAGCAAACAUAAACUCGGGUGUGAUGCUGUUACAUACUCACGAUAAAGUGAAAAUAAAAGGAGAAUUAUAUUGAUUUCUA
Molecule: messenger RNA, 11953 nt
Organism: Coturnix japonica (Japanese quail)
Lineage: Eukaryota; Metazoa; Chordata; Aves; Galliformes; Phasianidae
Source: RefSeq, a predicted model, not a curated record